This is a messenger RNA of Lolium rigidum, 2505 nucleotides long. Its product is annotated as interactor of constitutive active ROPs 2, chloroplastic-like. NCBI's taxonomy places the organism in Eukaryota, Viridiplantae, Streptophyta, Magnoliopsida, Poales, Poaceae. The record is from RefSeq and is a predicted model, not a curated record. The coding region runs from base 59 to 2299 and encodes 746 amino acids. The transcript is spliced from 11 exons. Gene Ontology annotation, biological process: ribosome biogenesis. Gene Ontology annotation, molecular function: protein binding. Gene Ontology annotation, cellular component: nucleus.
CUACCCCCCUUUGAAAGGAGUUAAGUGAGUGCAGAAGGAUUUUCUGAGGGAUCUCACCAUGCAGAGUUCAAAGACAAGGAAUGGCCCUUCAGAUGCUCCACAGAGGACGUCUCCAGCAACUCCACGGUCGUCUCGUGUGGCGAAAACUGGAGGAAAUGAAACCGACUCCCCCGGGAUUACACCAACAAGAACGCCUACAGAGAGGAGCCCCAAGGUCACUGAGCGCCGUUCACCACGAAGCCCAAUUACUGAGAAGAAACGCCCAAGUCGGCUAAACGAGUUGGACUCUAAGGUCAGCCAGCUCCAAGAUGAACUGAAGAAGACCAAGGAACAGCUGACUGCAUCAGAGGCACGGAGGCGGCAUGCACAGCAGGAGGCUGAUGAAGCAAAGAAGCUGGAGCAGGAAGCUUCCUCGAAGCUAGCGGACUCGCAGCGCCAGUUUACCGAGUUAUCCGCCGCGGAGGAAUCUCGUCUCCAGGAGCUGCGCAAGAUACAGCAGGAGCGUGACCGUGCAUGGGAAUCUGAGAUCGAGGCUUUGCAGAAGCAGCAAUCAGUGGAUGCGGCUGCACUCAACUCAGCCAUGUCUGAGAUCCAGAGGCUGAAGCUGCAGCUAGAGGCCACAGUGCAGUCUGAUGCAGCCCAUGCCAAGCAAUGUGAGUACACAGACUCUGAACUUGAAGGGUUGAAGCAGGAGAUGGAGCUGCGGCUUGCAACAAUUGAAGGCCUGAAAGUGAAUGUCGGGGAAAGCGACAAGGCUGCAGCUGAUGCAAAUGCAAUGGCAACUGAGACGAAGCUGCAGCUGGAGACUGCAAAAGCCACCAUUGACUCACUCGUAGCAGAGGGUGCGCGGUUGCAGGAAUGCCUGAGGUCAAAGGAUAUAGAGCUCAGUGAGUCUAAAGCUCGGGUAGUCUCGCUCGAGGAAGAUCUGAAGAAGGUGCAAGCUGCAGGUAAUGAAUCUUUGAGUGAGGCACAGGCUGGCAAUGCCAAUGGCGGCUUUGGCAGUCCGCUGACUGAAGUUCUGAAGAGUGUCAAUGGAAGUCCUGACUUGGAGGUUGAACACUGGCGUACAGCGCUUGAGGUGGCUGAGAUGAGGUACCAGGAGGAGCAAACACGGAUGACCAUUGAGACAAAAACAGCCUAUGAGAUGCUGGAGAACAUGAAGUCAGAGUGCGCGCGCCAACUGUGUGAUAUGGAGCUCAAGCUAAAGAGCAAGAACGAGGAGCUGGUGGCAGCUUUAGCAGGCAAGGCGCAGGACCUUCACAGGUCAGAGGGGUUGAGCGAAAUGCAGCCAGAGCUGGAGGCCAAGCUGAUGAAGUCGAUCACCGACAUUGCUGAGCUCAAGGCGAACAUGAUGGACAAGGAGAACGCGCUGCAGAGCAUGGCGGAGGAAAACGAGACCCUCAAGUCUGAGGCGGGCAGGAAGGAGGCCGACGUGCAGCAGAGGUACGAGGCGGCGGUGGCGGAGCUGGAGCUCGCCAAGGCGGCGGAGCAGGACCGGUGUGCUGCGGAGGAUGAGCGGGCUGUGGAAGAAAGGCCCCAAGUGAAGACCCUGGGACUGGUCAACAUCAGUGAGCUACCAAGGCCAGCGCCUCCUACAAAGUGGGAGGCUUUCGCAAAGCAGAAAGGCAUUGUCAACCGCAAGAAGAACAAGCGUACAUGGGAUGAGCAAACCAAUUCGUGGAAGCGGAAUUAUGGCUAUGAUCGCGUUAAUGACGACAGAGACAUUCCCAUUAUUGAAGCCAAAAUGACAGAUGAACCAGGUGUUGAUCCAUUUGCUAAAAGAAGGGAAGAGAAGAAGGGCAGGGUUGAUAAGCAAGAAAAGAACAGACUUGGUAAUCUAAAGAAUGCCGCAAAAGUUGGUGCUCUGCCAAGUCAUAUACAGCUUGCUGCCACAGCCAUUCCGAUCACAGGAACUAAAGCUGAUCUGCCUAGAAAAUCUAAAAAGGAAGACGUUGAGAAUGUUGCUGGUAUGGCUUCUUCAGCAACAGCUAGUGGUGGAAAGUUUGACAAGAAGUUGCCGGGCGAGAAACCUCUUAAGAAAACUGGCAAACAUAGAAAGUUCCUCCCUGUGGCUGAAGGGAAAGGAAUGGGCAACCUGGAGAAGCAGCAAAACGACAAAAUCUUGAACAGCCUACUAGCCAAGAACUUCGAGGAACCGUUGGAUGUCAGCAAGGCAAUCACGAUGUACAAGGUGAAGAAGGACAACAACAGAAGAAAAGACAAGAAGUCCUCAUCUGGAUCAGAUAAGUUGAAGCCUGGGAAGAAAAUCCACAAGAAAUCUUCAAAGAAGAGCGCUUAGGUCCACACCAUCCUUGAGAACGUGUUGUAGGAGGCGAUUUUGUAUGGUUACUACUGCCCUAUUUAAGUUCAUGGGAGAGAUACUGUUAUUGCAGAUGUUAGUUGUGACAAAAGAAAGUGAAUGUUGCUAUGGCAAUGCUUCACAGAUAAUGAGGUGCACGCAUUAUAUAUUUAUCACAAGUUUGGGAAAUGUUUCUGGAAAGCCUG